AUGGAGUUUGAGGUCUCCGUGGAAAAUGAGCAGCAAUUCUGGGCCAACAUCCAAGAGAUUGUUUCCACCCCUUGCUCCUCGGAAGACUUAAUUGAUAAUGCGUUACGGGCGUAUUUGAGUUUUGCUACUAAUUAUAAAGAGCAAUACCUCCAGUCCGAGUUAGAGGUGACGAGAUGUUCGUUCAAAUUGAUCUCGUCGACGAUCUUCGUCGCCCAUACCGAUUAUGUCCGGCGACAAAUGAUCUACGGUCUAUUGCAGGAAGAUGAUUUCGUGACCCUCCAGUUGAUUGCGUCCUGCCUCCUGUUCGAUGGCCGGCAGCAUGAGGUUUUGUUUCAUAUGAUGAACGAGGAGGGUGUGUUUCCGCGGUUGCUGGAGCUGCUACAUAUACAGACAAGGGAGGGGGAUGACAACACGGCCGGGUUACGUCGACUUUUGAUGGAUCUGCUGUAUGAGAUGUCGAGGGUACAGAAAGUCAAGAUUGAAGAUCUGGGUGAGUCGCGUCCUUGUGCCGGUGGCGUUCUCGUGGACGAUGAUUUCAUCAGAGGGCUUUUUGAUAUUAUCGAGGACCUUUCAUUUGAUGCUAACGAUCCGUAUCAUUAUCCCGUGAUUCGCGUGCUGUUGGUUUUGAAUGAACAAUUUAUGAUAUCUGCCCAUACCCCCGAGGACGGCCAAUCGCCUGCGAAUUCGUUGACAAAUAAGGUCAUCAAAAUAUUGUCGAUGCAUGGAAAUCUAUACAAAACUUUUGGAGAAAAUAUUAUCCUCCUUAUUAAUAGAGAAGCGGAAACGUCGUUGCAGCUUCUCACCUUGAAACUCUUAUAUCUGAUUUUCACGACCCCUAGCACCUAUGAAUACUUUUUCACCAAUGAUCUUCAUGUCCUGGUGGAUAUCCUAAUUCGAAAUCUCCUCGACUUGCCCGAGGAGGCUUCCGCUCUUCGACACACCUAUCUUCGGGUGCUGUACCCGUUACUUGCACACACACAGCUCAAGUCGCCGCCGCAUUACAAGCGAGCGGAGCUGAGGCGGAUGCUGACGCUUCUUGUCCGCGGCCAGCUCUCCGGGAACGGCGAAGCAGACGGUGAGAAGAUUAUGCAUUUUGACGAAGUUGAUGAGACGACAAGACGACUGGUUUUACGAUGCGCUUCCGUCGACUGGCUACGCGAUGAACCACAGGAACCGUGUAAGCUUCUACGAGUUCCGCAGAAGGAGGAUAGUGGGUUCGCAUCUUUGACCGCAGCGGAUAUUGUGUUGAAUUCCGAGGUUGAUCCUGGCGCAUCUUUGGAGUCAUCCCAAACCCUCUCCUCUCCGAGUACCAGAGAGAGCUCGCCUGAACCUUUGUCAGCCACUGCUCUGGAUGGACUCGACGCUUCCACGCCUACUCUCGCGACAGAUCACAAGUUUAGCCAGGCCGAGCGAUUAGGGAUGCAUUUGGACCCCGCCUCCUCAUCUAGCCUCAGCGUACAUGAGGUCGCAUCCCAACGCGAGAAACCGGGCGUCAUCACGCCCAGUCGCCAUGACACCCAACCACCUGAUCCCCAGACGAGUCCCACCAAGUCCAAAAUCAAGCCGAUGCCCCCGAAGGCAAGACGUUGGCGCGGCAGACGCGCCACGGGCGACGAAGACAGCAUCCCCAACAUCACCGCAGAGAAGAUCACAGAAGAGAGCAUCAGCCCAGGGCAAAACAGUCCGAGCCCCCUUCAUCCAUCUACGCCUCUCGCGGCCACCCCGCAUCUUCUCCCGGAGACCGACCGACGAAACUCGACCACGACGUCUGGUCUUGUUCCGCCCUUACCACCAACCCACGCCCGUCGCUCUGCUUCGAACCCACCGCCGGCUGUACCGCCCCCAAGACGUUCGGUCGUCCACCACCUUUCCAGCCACUCUACCCCCGUCACCAGUCCCUCCAGAAUGCCACAGCAAUGCCCCAGCCACAAAUCCAUCCCGAAGCCAGAACCCCCGAAAGCUCGUCGCUGGGGGCGCGGGAGACACGCGCAGACGGACUCGGAAGAAUCGCGUCGCAGCCAGACCAGCAUCAGCAGCGUCCACAGCACUGCGUCCACACAGCACCGAGAGCAGUCUGCGGGAAUUCCUUCUACCAAUGAUACCGCUGUGAUCAGUGUUGAACAGGCAGUGCAAAAUGUCACCCUGCACUGA
Aspergillus ochraceoroseus IBT 24754 is the source of this 2151-nucleotide messenger RNA. RefSeq lists its product as uncharacterized. The record is from RefSeq and is a predicted model, not a curated record. NCBI's taxonomy places the organism in Eukaryota, Fungi, Ascomycota, Eurotiomycetes, Eurotiales, Aspergillaceae. Gene Ontology annotation, molecular function: Arp2/3 complex binding. Gene Ontology annotation, biological process: endocytosis; actin cortical patch localization; actin cortical patch assembly. Bases 1 to 2151 code for a protein of 716 amino acids. The transcript is spliced from 7 exons. Gene Ontology annotation, cellular component: actin cortical patch.